UGCUGUCGGCGGCCUGUCGCGGGGGGGCUCCUUAGUCACUGCUGGCGAAGGGGCAGUAGGAAUCCCCCUCCCCCCAACACUGCAGGGGGCCAGCGCGGUCGGGAGGCUGGAGCCUCCGCCUCACCGGGGGGACGCGCUGCCCACCCGCGAGCCGUCUCAGGCGCCUCCUUCCCCCGCGGGCCCCAGAUUUUCCGCGGGCGGCUCCCUGUCCGGAGAGCCCCUGCGGGCAGUGCGCGCGGCCCGGCGUGGAGUAGGCGUCCCCGGAGCUGCCGGAGUGUGGACGUGACCAAGAACCGGGGGGUGGGGAAUGGCGAUCCGUGCUGCAGUUCGCUAGUGUUACCCGGUGCGACCCCUCCCGGAGCCCUGGGUACCGAGACUCCUUCCUGCUUUAGCGGUACCGGCCCGGGUAGCGCCAGUGUGGGAAGGCUAUUGCACUAUAAAGGAAAAUGUCUUUUUUUUCAAAAAUAUUACUGCAACCAGAAGUUGAAGAAUACCUUGGGAAUGUGUUUAGAAAUAAGGAGCUCAUAAGUGCUUUAGGCACUCUGGAAGCAGAGAGAAAAUAUGAAUCUCUGUUAAAUUGUCUAUCUCAUCCUCCAGCUUUCACAACUGUUAGAGUUAACACUCACUUGGCUUCUGUGAAACAAGUGAAAAAUCUGCUGUUUGAAGAGAUCCACAAGCAGUUUAAAGAUCUUAGUGUGCCAGUUCUUCAGCACCCAGAACUCCAGGACAUCUUACUUAUUCCUGUCAUUGGACCCAGGAAGGAUCUACAAAAGCAAUCAUCUGAAGUCAUUGUUGGAGCCCAGUGUGGGAAUUCAGUGCUACGAGGAGCGCAUGUCUUCGUUCCAGGAAUCAUAUCUGCUUCAAAAUUUAUGAAAGCUGGAGAUGUGGUCUCUGUAUACUCUGAUAUUGAAGGGAAGUGUAAAAGAGGAGCCAAAGAAUUUCUGGGAACCAAAGUUUUUAUUGGAAAUGGGAUUUCUGAAUUGAGUCGCAGUGAAAUCUUCAGUUCAAGUGGCUCACUCAAAGGAAUAGGUGUAAGAAUGACAGACCCAGUCUACCGUAGUCCUUCGUUGGACAAUGUGCUGUCCAGUUAUUUGUUUUUGCAGAACUUGCCCUCUGCAGUUGUAAGCCAUGUUUUAAGCCCUCAGCCAGGAGAGAGAAUUCUGGACAUGUGUGCUGCACCUGGGGGAAAAACAACCCAUCUUGCAACAUUAAUGCAUGAUCAGGGUGAAGUGAUAGCCAUGGACAAGAUAGCUAACAAAGUCAAAAAAAUCAGGCAGAAUGCAGAAUUGUUGCAGCUGAAUUGUAUUAAAGCAUUUUGCUGUGAUGGAACUAAGGCACUUGCCAUUGGGAAGAAAGAAGAUGGGCAAGAAGGCCCUCCAUUCUCAGCAGAGUCAUUUGAUCGAAUUCUUCUUGAUGUUCCUUGUAGUGGGAUGGGACAGAGACCAAAUAUGGCCUAUUUCUGGACUCUAAAAGAAGUGAUGUCUUAUCAGCCAUUGCAACGCAAGCUUUUCAGCACGGCAGUGAAAUUGCUGAAGCCAGGAGGCACUUUGGUGUAUAGUACAUGUACAAUUACACUGUCUGAAAAUGAAGAGCAGGUCGCCUGGGCCCUGGAAACUUUUCCCUGCCUCCAGCUUCAGUCACAGGAACCACAUAUUGGAGGAGAAGGCAUGAUGGGAGCUGGAUUGUCACUUGAUCAGCUGAAGCUGCUGCAGAGGUUUGAUCCAUCCAGUGUGACUUCACAUGGAAUGGAUAUUAACUCUUUGCAGGAUUCCAGGGAAGAAGACCUGAUCUUGCUGGCAAAUAAAGACUGUAUAGGAUUUUUUAUUGCGAAAUUUAUUAAAUCGAACAGCAAAUAGACAUUUAGCAACACCUUUUGAGUUAAGAAUGGUCCAACUGUUAACUGUGUCUUCUCAUGCAUUGUUGUCAAGCCAACAGGCUGAUGACAUGGUUUUUUAUAGAUGCCGUAAAAUCUCCUAGCUGUUUUACUGGGACAGAGCCACAGAUCUGGAACAAGAAAGUCACAGUUGCAGGAGGUGUUGAUUCAUUUUUAUGUCUCCAUUAGCUUUUGUAUUUAUAGUAGGUCAGUGGCGGAAGGAAAGGUAAAUGGAUUCAGAUUACUGGUUGUUGACUUUGUGUACAGUAUUGCACAUUUAGAUUACUGCUUGUUUUCUGUUUUAACUUGUUGGUUUAAUGUGUACAGUAUUGCAUAGGAACAGGUUUUGCUCUGGGAAUUUAAAUUUUAUAAAAUGCAAAAAAAUCCAGAUUAAGUACAUUGAAAAAUAUAAAGUCAAAUUUUGUAAAGAAUGAUAGUUUCUAUAGGGAAUUUAGAAAUUACUGCAUCAUUAAAUAGUGAUGUGAAAUAGUUGCAUUUCACAAAGAGCUGUUUUAUAAAUUAAUAAUUAUAACAUCUCAUCUCCUUUAUUUUACUAUAAGCAAGCUUCUCUAUUCUGAUUAUAGACACACAAUACAAUAGGCUUUGUAGCAUGUAUUUUUUACAGCAGCAUAUGUAUACUGCCCCUCUCCCUUCAGGGAAUGAAAGAUACAGUGCUUAAAGCUCAAAUUUGCCAUUUGUAAGCCUGGAGCAGUUCAGAAACAGCACUGCUGGACUAAUUGACUAGGGGCAGUUUUAAAGUCCAAUAUCACUUGCAUCAUGAGGGCUACAGUCUAAUAAUAUAUGCCAUUGAGAUGGUGAAUAGCUCAGCUUUUUCAUGGCACAGAGUAUCACAUUCCUGUCUCUACCUGGCAGAUUGUGACAUCUAAUCCUAUAAUUACAGAAAUAUAGGGCUGGAAGGGACCUCACGGUCAUCAAGCGCAGGUCCCUGCACUGAGGCAGAACCAGUUAAACCUUGACCAUCCCUGAUAGGUGUUUGUCCAACCUGUUCUUAAAAACCUCCAAUGACAGGACUCCAUAACAUGCCUUGAAAGCCUGUUCUAGUAUUUAACUAGCUUUAUAGCUAUUAGGGAAAAUCUUCCUCGUCCCACUGCGUCUCCAUGGUCAUGGAAAGUACGAGAACAAUUGAACACCAUCCUCUUUAUAACAACCCUUCACAUAUUUUAAGACUGUUACCCGGUUCCCCCCCCCCCCCCCCCGCCCAGUCUUCAAGACUAAACAGGCUCUAUUUUUCUUUAAUCUUUCCUCACAGGUCAGAUUCUCUAAAUCAGUGGUCCUCAAACUUUUCAGGGUCAUGACGUUACCCCUGUCCCGCCCCCCCCCCCGGCACCGAGAGCAUGGCUGCAACUUCCCAGAGGUGCACAGGGGUAAGGGGCUGUAGCUAGGGACAGGGCUAGGAGUAGAAUCCUGGCCAGGGGUCAAGGCUGGGGCUGGUGGUCAGGUGCGAAGCCUUUGCUGAAUCUGGGGCAGAACUGGGUAGCACUGUCUCACUGCCUGUUGAGGUUGACCUGGGCCCUGCCAGGCUCUCCCUGCCCCAAACGUUUCUCUGUGUGUCCCACAGUUUGGGGACCAGUGCCCUAAACCUUUUAUUAUUGUCAUUGAUCGUGUUUGGACUUUCUCCAAUUUAUCCAUGUCUUUCCUAAAGUUUGGCACCCACAGCUGGACACAGGACUCCAGCUGAAGGCUGACUACUAUGGAGUAGCACAGGACUGUUAUCUUCCAUAAACGUUAAUGUUAAUACACACCAGAAUAUUAUCCUUUUUCACAACUGCACCACAUCGUUGGCUCAUAUUCAGUUUGUGAGCCACUAUAAUCCCCAACUCCUUUUCAGCAGGACUACCACCAACCCAAUUAGUCCUCAUUUUUUUUCUCUUCCUUCAGUGAAGUACUUUGAUUUCUGACCAAUUCUACAAGGUAAUUUUGAAUUCUAAUCCUUUCCCCCAAAGUGCCUGGAACAUCUUCCUAUCUUGGUGUCAUCUGCAACUUUUGUAAGCAUACACUCCACUCCAAGUCAUCAAUGACAUCAUGGUAACUUGCUACUUCCUCUCCCCCUCUCUCCUUUGAAACAUUAAUGUGGUGGUGAAUAUAUGACAAACUGCUAGAGACAGCACUCAGUGCUUAGUGCCAUCUGAGAAAACGUCACAAUCCACUUUGCAAGUGGCUGAAACGCUAGCUGAUCAGGAGACAUCGGGUCCAAAUUGAGAAGGGAAUUAAAAAAGAUGGCAAUGAGAACAGUUAACUUUAAUAAACCUGCAAAAAUGUAUACUAAUCCUGAAUGCCUCCAGCUAUUUGGUGUACAUAGACAGUGUUAGGGCUUGUGUAGGAAUGAAAAAGGUGGGUGCAGUUCAAACAACCUACAGUCAGGGAUUGAUGGGGGAAUUUGUCCCUUGUUUUUGACUGACAACUUUUGUUUAAAACUAUUACUUAAAUAAAGUGAGAGUGUUGAAGUAAAACUAUAUUUGGUUUGAGUGAACAGCAUGAAUGGUAUUUCCUUCUGUAAAAGUAAAAUAGUUUGAGUUCACUUCAGUGUUUCCUGCCUGAGAUGCUACUGCUUGGUUUGCAAUUAAAACAACCUAGUACAAGUUA
Messenger RNA from Mauremys reevesii (Reeves's turtle), 4477 nucleotides. It is a transcript of the gene NSUN6, whose product is annotated as NOP2/Sun RNA methyltransferase 6. Gene Ontology annotation, biological process: RNA methylation. Gene Ontology annotation, molecular function: methyltransferase activity; RNA binding. The record is from RefSeq and is a predicted model, not a curated record. Bases 447 to 1856 code for a protein of 469 amino acids. The transcript is spliced from 12 exons. Lineage: Eukaryota; Metazoa; Chordata; Testudines; Geoemydidae.